Episyrphus balteatus (marmalade hoverfly) is the source of this 1204-nucleotide messenger RNA. Its product is annotated as heat shock protein 23-like. The record is from RefSeq and is a predicted model, not a curated record. Gene Ontology annotation, molecular function: protein folding chaperone. The transcript has a single exon. Gene Ontology annotation, biological process: response to heat; protein refolding. Lineage: Eukaryota; Metazoa; Arthropoda; Insecta; Diptera; Syrphidae. Bases 453 to 1052 code for a protein of 199 amino acids.
AUAAGGAUAACUGAUGACGAUGACCGAAAAAGCCAGAGAUUUCUAGAAAGCAUAAACAAAAACAAAACAAUUCAUUCGAUUGGUGAAGAGAAUUCAUCGCAGAGAAUUAGAGAGGAAAAAUGAAAAACACAAGCGCUGAAUAACGAAAAUAAGAGAAACUACUUGGGGUUGGGGAGUGAGUUAAAGAGCAAUACAAAUUAUUUAAGAGAUUAAGACCUGGAAAGGCGUAGAAUUUUCUCGUAAUUUACGAAAUUCCUAUAAAAACAUUUUCUCCGAGCAAAGAAUUCAUCAGUUUAUUCAAAGCAAGAAUAAGAGCAACUUUUGUAAAGAAUCUAAGUCGCUUAAAACCUAAAAAUACCUUUUAAAACAAAAAGUAUCUACAUACAUAUAUACAAUUUUUGCGAGUAUACAUAAAAUUUUUUUGAAGAAGUAAAAUAAAAAGUUCUAGCAAAAUGUCUUCACUUCAAUUACUUUUGGAUUUGGCUGAAAACUUGGAUAGCAUGUCAUCACCAUACUAUGGAAGCGAUUUCGGACUAGGCCUCAAUCCACUCGUUAUUCAACGUAGUCAACGUCCCAGUGUUUUUCGUCUACCGCUGGGAUUGACAAGCCACAUGGAAGAUUGUCCUGUCUUGAUGCGUCGCUCUAAGGUUGCUAGCCAAAACUCCUCAGCAGUCUCUAAUGUUGGAAAAGAUGGAUUCCAGGUUUGCAUGGAUGUGCAACAAUUCAAACCAAGCGAAUUGUCUGUAAAAGUAGUGGACAAUGCUGUAGUUGUCGAAGGCAAACAUGAAGAGCGUGAAGACGAUCAUGGAUACAUCUCACGACAUUUCGUUCGACGUUAUGCUGUUCCAAAGGACUACGAUUCAGAGAAGGUGGUUUCGACAUUGUCAUCGGAUGGUGUUUUGACUAUAAGCAUUCCAAAGCCAGCUAUUGAAGAAAAGCCAAAUGAGAAAAUCAUUCAAAUUCAACAAACAGGACCGGCUCAUUUGAAUGUCAAGUGCAACCAGCAGGAGAAACAAACGAAAAAUGCCGAAGGUGAAAAGGCACAAAAUUGAAGCAAAAAUUAAAUUUAUUCUUAAUGGUUAUGUUACCUUUAUAUUUAGACUGCCAGUACUUUUAAAUAGAAUAACUAGAUGUAGUCCUUAUUAUUUAUAAUAAUUUUUACUUUAAGUACCUUUUCUCUUUAAUAAAAAAAAAUCUAAAUUAA